AUGCCGCUGUGCCCCCUCCUGCUCGAGUUGCUCGAGCUCAGCGCGCUGUGCGCUCGUGUGCUGCUGGUCUGCCGGAGUGCAUCUGCUCAUGUGCUGGUGUUCCUGAUUGGUUUGUCCUGCCUUUCCGUGCCAGGACGAAGAAUGAGUCUGCUGACUGGCAUAAAGACAAGGCUUGGGCUCGUCGGGGUUAGUACGAAUGCCACAUCCCGUGGUGUUGCCCGUGAACGUUUAUCUAUUAUCUUGGCACAUCAGCGAGGAGACGUGCUGCUCGAGGGUAUCGACCUCAAGGCAUUACAGGCAGAGGUGUAUGAGUGCGUGAAGAAGUACAUCUCUGUGGAUGCGAGCAAGCCUAUCCAGCUUAGUGUGAAACAAGAUGGAGCCGUGGAUGUCUUCGAGAUGCAGGUUCACCUAGCGGGCGAGUCGUCUCAGCGAAAACGCGACGUGAAGCCAUGAUCUGCAUCACGUCACGCCGACGGACGGCCACCGGUGCUUUCGUAUUAAUAUUGUCCGAUACAGGAUCACACGUGUUGGUAACUGUGUGGAAUGGCUUAUGUAAAAAUUUGGAUAGCACUGCACACCUUGCGCCCCCAAAACAUUUAGUGUGCCAUUCAUUUAGAGGGGUGGCUGGUAGCCUAGUGGGGUGACCCGAUUACUUUCCGAAGGUGCAAGCCUACUCGUGGAGGCAGAAGCAUGCAUCGGUUGUUUUCCUUUGCCAUCCUCUUUC
Ectocarpus siliculosus is the source of this 724-nucleotide messenger RNA. The record is from the annotation of a GenBank genome assembly. Lineage: Eukaryota; Phaeophyceae; Ectocarpales; Ectocarpaceae.